CCUCUCAACCCGCAGAGUUCACCCUCCUGGGAACACAACAGAGGACCUGCUGCUGGAGAAGAGGGUAAGAUGCGCAUUGUCCUUCCAUCAGUGAAGACAAAGUGCUCUAAAGGGACACGAGUCCUUCAACAGAUGGGAUAAAAGUUAAGACAUCUGUGGGAUCUGUUUAUUGCAUGCCACUGCACCUCAGCUCUGCUCUCCCCUUCUGUUUUAGGUUAAAGACUUUUCUUUUUUGCAAAACAGAAGAGCAAGAAGUUCUGCGCGAAGAGACAUGUUGACGGGCGUUUUCUGAAACGAAGCCCACAGUCCCUUCAAGCUCUUCUCCCCUCUUCUUCUUCUUCUUUUGAAUGGAUCAAUCUGCGUGCCACAAAGCAUGCUUACAUUCAGAGGAAUGUUGAUUUUGAUCUUCACCACUCAGAAGAGUUCAAUGGAAAAGCAAAUAUGAUCGAAGAAUAAGACAUCCUGGACCUGAAUCAAGUCAGGACACCUCCCGUACUCGCAAGGCAAAGGAGUUGUGACACAAUUCAUGGGAAAAAAGGACUCCUGCCUAUGCCUAAGCGCCUCACCUGUGAUGAAGAUGGACGUACCCAGUCAGCACUUGCCUGAGGAGGUCAGCUGAAGCCAACGCCACACAGCUAAGUCUGGAUUAGCAGGCCGAACGAGUUUCAAUGCUCCCCCACGUUUUAAGAUGAAGUUAUGGAAAGGUGCUACUUUUGCCUUCGUGCUCUGUGCUGCAGCCCUGUCCACCUUCCUCAUUAGAAACAUGGCCUCCAUCAGAGAGUUCAGAGUCCAAGCGAAACAUCGGCAAGCAUCUUCUUCGUCAGAACCUUCCCCCAAAUCCUCUUCAGUUGAACCACGAGUGCUGCCCUGGCAGACCAAAAAUCUUCAUCGCAAGACACGCUCAACAGGCAACAACAUGAACUCCCUGCUCUCAGAGUUUUCUGUGAUGCUGCAGAGCUUUACAGAGGGAGAGCUUCAGCACGUGCUGGAAACCUUGCUGGACAGGAAGAGAAGAAGAGACCAGUCCCUUGGCAUGACCCAGACUCGAAGGACUAAGAGAGCUCAUAAAUCCAGACCUUGCUCCCUUAGGAAGCUGGAACUAACUGUGACUGAACUCGGUCUUGGCUUCGAGAGCGACGAGACAAUACAGCUGCAGUACUGCAGUGGUCAAUGCGAUAAAAAAAAGCUGAACUAUGACCUUGUCAUGAAGCAUAUGGUCGAAAAAGGCAUUCUUGGAAGGGGUCGAAAGAACAAAGUUAGCAAAGAACCCUGCUGCCGACCCACUAAAUUUGAAAAGAGCCUUGGCUACUAUGGAAAUAAGACCCAUAACAUAAUUUCUAAUGUAUCAGCGAAGAGCUGUGGGUGUGUAUGACCUAAAGUAAUGAACUUCUCACUUCUUCAAGCUGCUCCAAGCCUCUGCUGAAAGAUCCAGAAAGGGAUGCAUAAUGGACAAACAAGGGAAUAUAAACACCAGCAGAGAGGAAGAAACCAUGGGGGAAUGUUUGUGGCGUUUCCAUGGGAACCCUUUUUGACCGAGUAACUUUGAAUGAAUUCGCCUGUCAUCGCCAGUUGGAAGCAGAUCACAUAGAUGGCGAGAGCCAUGUUUGGAUUCCACGUAAAAAUGAAAAGAAAGUGAAAAUGACAGCACAAACAAAUACACGUUUAUAUCUUUUCUAUCUGUGUAGUGACACUGUAAGCUAUGGUGUUAACAGCAGUUUAGCAACAUGAGGUUUGUGUCUUUGUAGUCAUUUGUACAUGUUUAGUUUAAGAAUGAUGAGCCAGGGAGGAUUGGAUCAUCGCUGUUACUGAUCUUCAUUCAAAUUCCUAUCAAAACUUUAUAGUUUACAGACGCAUCAUCCCAACAAAUUAUUAGUCAGGCACAUAAAAAAUAAAAAAACAUUGAAGCCAUAAAAUAAAAUACAUGUUGAUUAAAAAAAUAAGUCACUACAGCACAACUUACACUGAUAUAUUUUGAGAUGUGUCCAAAAAGAUGUUCAAUUGUUUCAGUCUAAGAGGAUUUGUAUGUCUUAUGUUCUUAUUGUUACUAAUUGCAGCUUUAUUACACAAGUAAAACAAAAGAAGUGUUACUUAUAAUUUAUCAAGGAAAGAAAUAUUUUUGCUUUGGUCCCUGGUACAAGACCCAUAAUAACUGCAUUUAUUGAUAGCAUAGAGGCUCUCAACAUGUGUUCUUGUAAAAACUUCCUCAUCCAAAUUUUGAAGAACAAAUCUUAUACUUUCCCCUAAUAAUCAACCAGGCACCCCUGGUACAGAUAUGUACAAAGUCUUUAUUGCAGUAGGAUAAUCUAAAGGUAAUGUUUUCAACUUGAGUACAUUUAUGACCAUGCUAAGAAAAUACUUAUUUUGGCGUAAAUCACAGUUGGUGCAACUUGCUGGUAAAGCAUUGUAAUGCAGCACUUGGUCUUCACAGAGCUUUGCCUUCAAGGGAGUGCUAAAGAGAUCAUAGUAGCUUGGUUGACCAGUCCACCAAGUUUUUAAUGGGUGCAUCUAAGGAUCAAUUACUCCUUGUGUACCAAGAGCAAGAGUCAUGCCUGCAUUCUUGACACAAUGUGUAGUUUAUUUCCAGCAUGGACUGGACUCAACCAGAACUGCCUCUAGUCGCCAAUCCAGUUAAUACAGAAAUCCGUCUUUGGUUAUUGUAGAUGUUGUGGUUCAGUUGUCUUCAGCCUCAGAAGACUGAAAAUUGUGGCCUGCAUGAGGGUCAACUCCAAGAUGGAGGCCAAUCUCUGCCUCAAUCAGAAGAGAAAUUCAAAUAUCUAAAGGGUAAUCCAAAGAGCCCAUUGGGAACCCAAUAAAACAUGCUAGAGAACUUAGCUGGGUAGAAGAAUAUCAGGAUUUGCCUUCUAAAAGUGUUACUGAUCUCAGCUAAGCAAAUGACAAUGACAGGAUAGAUUAUCUCUGACUAGUCCCUGUUGCACCGCGUCCCUAAAUGAUCUAAAGUCAUAGGUCCUGUCUUAUAAAUUCUGUACUUCCAACAGGUUUUGACUGGAUUUAGGUCUGGAGACAGUCAUGACCAGGUCUGUGUUGAUUUGGCCUUUUGCUUUGGAUCACCAUCAUGUUAAAUCAUCCUGUAUGGACUUAUUUUCAGUUUUCUGGCAUAGUUCACCAGAGUUUAUUAAAACCACCUGGUAUUUUGACGAGUUAAUCUCAUGUUGUCUAGCAUUCUCAGGACCUCUGAAAGGGAAACGGGCCCACAGGAUCAUAGAUCCUCCACUGUAAUUAACAGUGGCGAUGCGCUUCCCACAUAUUCAUUUUGAGUGUCGGUGGCCAAAACGCUAAAUAUUGAUGUUAGACUAGGGCGUUUCCUGACAUGCUUCCCAAUAAAACAGUGAUGUAGAUGGUGUCUAUUGCUUAGCAUGGGAUUUCCCCCUGCUGGAUAAAUGUACUCAAAUUUAAUGUCACAUUUUUCCAACUUUUUAUUUAGCUUGCAAUUAUGCUACUGAAAUAAAGCAUUUUUUAUUUGUUUUUUUUUUUGUUUGUUUGUUUACAUAUCUUUAACAGGAGUGCCGACCAAUAUGUCUGCAUCUCUACGUCAGCUGGAAUCAAUUUUAUCAAAAAGAUUAGCCAACAAUUCAGAAUCUAUUAAACAUCUUUCCUCAAGCUUAAGAUAAUUUAACUUGUUCAAAUUGUGACCCUGGGUGAAAUUAGUGACAUUUUUCUCUAGAACCAGGUUUAACUGAUUUGCAAAGAUGAAAAAAAGGAGAAAGUGGGAACCAGAUGAAUGGUUUUAGGAAGAGGUAGUGGAAUGUUUUCUUUUUGCUCAGAGAAGCAGAAAGCUGAAGAUUUUACCCAUCUGUAAAGCUUUUUCUGACCCAUGACCCACUCUAAUGUACAGCCUUUCAACUGGCCCAGAACAUGCCUCUGUGUUGUGUUGCCUGGUAGACUUUUAGGAGAGUAAUAAGCUGUGUACAUGAAUAACAAUGCAUCCUUCUCACCCUCGGACGUCCUAUUGUAGUUUGAAAUAACUGCCUGAAGUACAGCUAUUGUUUUGCAUAUUUGUUUUUCCUCAUGAGAAGAUAAAAGCGAGGGGUGCUGAUGCGGUGCAUCUAUGUUGUAGUUUAUAUUGUAUUUAUUUUGGAAAUAAAUUAUAGAUUUUCAUAUUUAUUAAGAUUAUCACACAUAAAAGGGACAGCUUUUUAUCAUCAAGCAACUGUGCCAAAAAUGUUUUAUCUUACACUCUAUAUUGA
Molecule: messenger RNA, 4205 nt
Organism: Gambusia affinis (western mosquitofish)
Lineage: Eukaryota; Metazoa; Chordata; Actinopteri; Cyprinodontiformes; Poeciliidae
Product: neurturin
Exons: 3
Coding region: 689-1372 (227 amino acids)
Molecular function (GO): growth factor activity; glial cell-derived neurotrophic factor receptor binding; receptor tyrosine kinase binding
Source: RefSeq, a predicted model, not a curated record